This is a messenger RNA of Pocillopora verrucosa, 1087 nucleotides long. Its product is annotated as THO complex subunit 6 homolog. Gene Ontology annotation, molecular function: protein binding. Gene Ontology annotation, cellular component: THO complex; transcription export complex. The record is from RefSeq and is a predicted model, not a curated record. Lineage: Eukaryota; Metazoa; Cnidaria; Anthozoa; Scleractinia; Pocilloporidae. Gene Ontology annotation, biological process: mRNA export from nucleus.
AUGUCUGAUCGCUCACUGCGGUUUUCCCAAAAAGCGGCAAAUACAAAGAUGGCGGCAGACUCUCAGAGUCAGAUCUAUCAGAAGCGUCUGGAACUUCACACUAUUGUGUUUGCAGUGGCCUUUUCACCAUGUGGCAAUUUCUUGGCGGCGUGCAACAACUUUGGACAAAUUGCGGUUUUUAGCAUUACUUCUGCUCUGGCACCCGAUGCUUCAUCCGACAAGAAGAGACCAGUAAUAUUUUUCCAAGGUCACAGCAACCCAAUUUACAGUCUAAUAUCUACAGAUAAAUUUCUAAUCAGUGGUGGCUCAUCUGAAAUACAUGGAUGGCGAUGGGAUGAAAUUCUUGAUAAAACAGAGGCUCCUUCACCUGCCUGGACACUGCAACCUCCAGCUGCCAGAGCCUCACUGGAUAUACCUGAAACCAAUGCUUUGGCAUUUUCUGAGCAGGAAGACACACUUUUCUCAGGCUGUGGGGACAAUAAUAUUUAUAUGUGGGACCUUGAGUCUGGAACAUGUAAGAACACAUUGUCUGGUCACUCAGAUUAUAUUCAGUGCCUUACUCUCAGAACAAAACACGGUCAAUGUGUGAGUGGAGCUGAAGAUGGAACUGUGAGAUUAUGGGAUUACAGAACAAAAGGAUCCAUGACUGACAUGAUUGAACCCUGUAAAAAUGAGGAUAUACACAGACCUCAUUUGGGGUCUUGGAUAGGUUGUGUUGCUGUUGAUGAGGGUGAGGACUGGCUGGUCUGUGGUGGUGGCCCAUCCCUGUCAGUGUGGCAUUUGAGGUCCAUGAAUUGUACAAGUGUUCUGAAAACAGCUUCUAGUCAACAGUCUGCCCUUUUCCAUGAUGACCUUAUAUUGUCUGCAGGGUCAGAACCAACAGUGUUCCACUGGCAGAUAAAUGGGGAUCCAAAAACACAUGUUCCUUGCACACCAAACUCAGUUUUUACCAUGCAAAUUAAUGACCAGUCUCCAAAGAAUAAGGUUCUUGCAGUGGGUGGUUGUUCAGCUGACAUUGAUGUUUUUACAAACUUUGGCUACAAAGCACUAUCAUUUAAAUUUUCUCAAUAAACUAGUCCAUUGUCAA